Pseudogymnoascus destructans is the source of this 2036-nucleotide messenger RNA. RefSeq lists its product as uncharacterized. Lineage: Eukaryota; Fungi; Ascomycota; Leotiomycetes; Thelebolales; Thelebolaceae. The transcript has 5 exons. The record is from RefSeq and is a predicted model, not a curated record. The coding region runs from base 604 to 1701 and encodes 365 amino acids.
UGUGAUUUUCCUGUUACCUGUGUCCAGAGAGUACUAUACAGAGUAUGCUGUGUCUCCAAUGUGUCUCUUUUCGCGCUGCCGAGCAUCCAGGGCUCAUCAAUCUCUCCACCUGUAAGCGCCCACGGCACACCCAAAUGGAAGCGGACCCAAUUGACGGCGCUGAAAGCCAUCGAUCCCGCAACCACACAACCCUCGUCGAUACGCCGAUACCGACAACAUGGGUUGCAGGAAUGGCGCUAUUGGUCGCCUGCUGGCGACCGUCUGCCACAGUGCUACUAUGUAAGGAUGUUUCGAGGGAGUUGAUCGCUGGCCCUAGAAAUAUAUGCAGUCUCCAAUUACUGGGCUUACUGGGCAUGGGCCAUCCAGCGUCAGCGCAGCUGCAGGUAGGUGAGCAGGUAUAUAGAUGUGCCUGCUUCCCCGAUACACGUCGCUGCUUCAUUUAGGCAUUUCUUGUCUUGCUAUUUGGAGCUGAUUUGUUGCUGUUGAAUCAAGGUAGCAUUGUUCACGAAGCCUCAAUUCCCACUCUCCAUAUUCUACGUAUAGCUUCAAAUCUAUACUCUGUCCUUUUUGUCGCCGUUGGCAUUGUGUUCCGAAACUGUCGCCAUGUCUGGCUACUAUCCCCCUCCCCCGGGCAGUCAACCAGCCCAGCAGCAUUUUGCCCCGCCCCCGGCAACUCCUACUCCUCCGGCCCCGGCUCAAGGGCAAUACUACCCACCGCCCCGACCGGCUGCCGCGCCUUCAAACCCGCAAUCAUACCCUCCGCCCCCUGCUCCAGGCCAGCAGGCACAAAAACAAUAUGCACCGCCCCCGAACUUCUCUCACCGCACAUCGUACCAGAAGCCCGCCAGUCCGCCUGCUCCGGCGCCUCUUCCGCAAUAUGCGCCCCCGCCGGGGGUAGCCGCUGACCAGUAUCCCGAUGAGAAACAAGAGUAUGAAGAGGAGCAGCAGCAGCAACAGCAAGGCGUGAACAUGCAUGCCGGUGCGCCUGCAGCGGGGCACUUUAUGGGAGCGGUGGCCACGCAAGACGACGUCGGGACGUUUAAUGGAGGGAGUUAUAGGAUCAGCCAUAGGGAUACGAAUAGUAUCAUUACCCUGCAGCUGGCAUUCGGCUGCCCUUUGUCCGUUAAGCCUGGAUGUAUGAUCGCCAUGUCUCCAACUGUAACACUCAAGGGAAACAUGAAAUUUAGCAUGACGAAAAUCAUGGCUGGCCAUAUUUCGCACUCGACGUUCACGGGCCCAGGAGAACUGCUUCUUGCCCCACAGGCUCUUGGUGACAUAACGUCGAUUCGUCUCACCGGAAACGAGCAGUGGAGCGUGGGUAAGGAUGCCCUCCUUGCAUCGACACAAGGCGUGGUGAAAGACUUCAAGCGUCAGGGCUUGGGGAAGGCCAUGUUCUCGGGCGAAGGUCUUUUCGUAUUUAAGAUUUCUGGAACCGGAAUCAUGUGGAUUACCAGCUUUGGCGCGAUUAUUCGGAAAGAUCUCCAAGAAGGCGAGCGAUAUGUUGUAGAUAACGGCCAUCUCAUUGCGUGGAAUACGAAGUACGUCCUUGAGCGCAUCGCCUCUGGGGGUAUUAUUUCUGGUAUUGCAUCCGGAGAAGGGCUGGUGUGCAAAUUUACCGGUCCCGGGACCAUCUUCCUGCAGACAAGGAACCCAGCCGGAUUCGCCCAAUGGAUGGCUGCUCAGUCUGCCGCCGGUAUGUAAGACUGCGCUUGUAACUUCGUUUUCGUUGGUUUUGGGGCAAGAGCAGGCGGUCAUCAUUUAUGCUCAUACUGGUUUUUGGAUAGUUGAAGCGUUUGGGUCGCCAUUUAUUGCAAGCAAUCAAUGUACCUGAUUUUAGCAUCGCUGAUAUUUUAUCAACUAUGACAAGAGGGAGGGUGUGUAAAUUCUUCGCUAUCGUUUUCAUGGUCGUUCCUUCCGAAAAGAUUGCUCCAGAGCACUUUCCAACCCCAUCGGCUUCACGUCCCAGGUAAGAGAGUCUCUGAUACACUCAAUUAUGUCUUCUUGAUUGUUUAGCAUUUCUAUUUCUUCUCUUUGGC